Molecule: messenger RNA, 1287 nt
Organism: Lodderomyces orthopsilosis Co 90-125
Lineage: Eukaryota; Fungi; Ascomycota; Pichiomycetes; Serinales; Debaryomycetaceae
Gene: LTV1
Product: Ltv1p
Exons: 1
Coding region: 1-1287 (428 amino acids)
Biological process (GO): ribosomal small subunit export from nucleus; ribosomal small subunit biogenesis
Cellular component (GO): preribosome, small subunit precursor; cytosol; nucleus
Source: RefSeq, a predicted model, not a curated record
AUGGUUAAGAAAUUUGACAAGAAGAACGCUACUACCUAUAACAUUGUCCAUCGUGCCCAUGACGAUGCUCGGUUUUUUGAUGACGAUGCCACAAAUGUUUUAGUGCCUACAGCACAGUCUCAAAAACACAAAUCAAGCUCCACUUCAGACAAAAAAGUAUUCUCCAAAAAUGAACUUGAGGCAAAGUUGAGGGAUCAAGUUAGAGAAAAUGAGGGUUUGGCGGCACAGUACGGGAUUACAUUUGAUGAUUCGAAAUAUGAUUACAUGCAGCAUUUGAAGCCCAUAGGUAAUUCAGAUGGAGUUUUCAUUCUGGCAAAAGAACAAGAGCAACAAAGGCGACAACAGAAGCUAGACCUAGAAGCGCUUUUGAAAGAUCAGCUACCUUCUACUGAGAAGCGUAAAGUGACAAAAGAUUUGAAUCAAAGUAUACCGGAUGAAUUGAAGGGAUUUAAUCCAAAUAUGGAUCCAAGAUUGAGAGAAGUGCUCGAAGCAUUAGAAGAUGAAGCAUACAUAGAGGAAGUUAAAUACAAAGGUGGUGCCCCAGGGUUAAAUGAAGAGGAGGAUGAAGAGUAUGACGAUGAUAUAUUUGCAGACUUGUUGAAAUCGGGACAAGCGGAAGGGGAUGAUUAUGAGUACUAUGAUGAGGACGAAAAUUACGAAGACGAUUACGACGAAUGGGACUUGGAUAAUUACGAAGACGAAUACAACGCAAAGUACGAUGAACAUCCAGAAGAAAUUUUAGGUCAGGAGGGAGUGAAUGAAGAUUGGCAGCGAGAUUUCAUGAAGUUCAAAAAGGAGAGCAAAAAUAAAGAGAAUACCUGGGAUUCUGAGGACGAGUUUGAAGAAGAGAGCGAGGAGGAAGGUGAACUUGACAAUGUGGGCGAAUUGCCUGAUGUGAAGUCUAAGCCUUCUAAAUCCAACACAAAAUUGAGGAAAAAGAAAGGUGCAAAGACAGACACAUCAUCAUUUUCAAUGUCCUCUUCUGCAUUAUUCAGAUCUGAAGGUCUUUCACUACUCGAUGACAGAUAUGAACAAAUGAACCAAAGGUACAACCGUGGUGAUGCCAAAGAACAGGAAUAUAAACCGUUUGAUAUGGAAAGUGAGAGAACCGAUUUUGCAGGAAUGGUAGAUGAUUUCUUGGAUAAUUAUGAGUUGGAAAGUGGUGGAAGAAAGUUGACUAAAAAGGAUUUGGAAAAAGCGAAGUUGCAACAGGCGGCUAGCUCUGUAUCAAGGGGUAAGGCUGGCAGAAAUUUGAAUUCGUCAUUUGCAGAAAUGAAGAUAAAUUAG